Molecule: messenger RNA, 2799 nt
Organism: Anopheles nili
Lineage: Eukaryota; Metazoa; Arthropoda; Insecta; Diptera; Culicidae
Product: facilitated trehalose transporter Tret1-1-like
Exons: 7
Coding region: 1-2799 (932 amino acids)
Biological process (GO): carbohydrate transport; transmembrane transport
Cellular component (GO): membrane
Molecular function (GO): sugar transmembrane transporter activity
Source: RefSeq, a predicted model, not a curated record
AUGUUUGCGACCUCCGCUACGCUGGCGAUAGCGGAACGGCGUGCCGGGAUGGAGCGAAUGGAACCAACCGUGGGCUUGACGAAACAUCGCAACAUUGGCAGCGGACUCGACCCGACCACGAUGGCAGCGCUGGCGACAAGCGGCAAGUUUAUGAUAUCGCACCUGCAGCCGCACGAUCAACUGCCGCACCUAGUGAAACCGGUGGAUCACUAUCCACAGCACACCAGCCACAUCAACGACCCACCCGGGCUUGGAAUCUACGACGGUGCCCUGGGCAGCACCAGCCGUUACGGGCACAAUUUGCUUCGCUUUGACCCGGGUUCGAAUCCUUCCUCACAGACCGGUUAUUACGCCGACUACCAUCACCAUCAGCAUCAGGCGUACCAUCAGCCCGUGGUCCCAGUACGACCCUAUCGUCAUCCCGUGCAACCUUCCCGAUCAACGGGCCACGACCCGGCGGUUUUGGUGAGCGAACGGCUCAACAAUUACGAUUACCGUUCUGAGCGAACUCGAGCAGCGUUAUACGGUGUUGGGACAGUUUCGGAGGCUGAUCGAGGUCGUGCACUUGUUGGAGGUAUUCUGAAGAACAACAUCGGUUCCAGAACGUCAACGACAAGCUACCAUCAGCGAGCUCACCCACUUACGUACGAGUUGGGCAAGUAUGAGCAGUUCAACAACGUGCGUGACACUUACCGGACGCCACUUAGCGUCAAGAACACCAACGAACCGGGCUACAACGUGAACUAUAGUCUCAACUUUACGAAGAAUCAGUACAACAUCCUUAUCUCGCCACCACUUCAUCCGGAUCUUGGACCACGGGUGGCUGUACCUCCGUACGAAGACUCUCCACCAUCGGUCAAACGGAACAUCGCGUCCUCUAAAACACGCCCGAAGUACUACAACCGUGAGCAGCAACCGUACCCGUACAAGUCGACGCAUCACAACGGCACAAAGAAGCAGACCAAAUCGAAGCAGCUGCAGCAGCAACAGCAACAGCAGCAAUCCAGCGAACCAGGGGUGAUAUUGACUGAGAAGCAACUGCUGGCCCAGCAGGAAGCACUCGCUGGGAAAAUGCAGCGUGAGGAGAUCAUCAUCGAGCACAGCCAGCUGAUGGGUGGUGAUGGUACUGGUCCUGGUGCUGUCAUACAUCCAGCAGGGCAGUAUCCGUAUGACCAGCGAAGGAACACUUCCGGUGGAUCGAAGGGAUUGGGUGCAUUUAGUGUGCUCACGCAGGGUCAUCACUUUACGCAGAUAAUUGCGGCACUAGCCGUUUCGCUGGGUCCACUGGCUGCAGGUUUGGGAAAGGGCUACUCAAGCCCAGCCAUCGACAACCUUCAGGAGCUGCAGAACAUGAAGCGAGGCAACUACUCGCAUUUUUCCGUCAACGACCAGCAGGUGAGCUGGAUAGCGAGUUUGUCCCUGCUCGGGGCCCUGUUCGGUGGAAUGUUUGGUGGACUAGCGAUGCAGUACGGACGUAAACGCGUCCUCACGCUGAUGUCACUGCCGUUCUCCAUCUCCUGGAUACUCACCAUGUUCGCCAAGUCGGUCGAGACGAUGUUCUUCACCGCGUUCGUCGGUGGGUUCUGCUGUGCGAUCGUGUCGACGGUGGCGCAGGUGUACGUCAGCGAGAUCGCGUCACCGGACAUUCGGGGAUUUCUGAGCGCGAUCCAGAAGAUUGCCGGCCACUUUGGCAUGCUGAUUUCGUAUCUGCUCGGUGCGUACCUCGACUGGCGGCAGCUUGCGUUGCUGAUCGCGAUGGCACCGAUAAUGCUCUUCAUAUCUGUGAUCUAUAUUCCGGAAACACCGAGCUUCCUAGUCUUAAGGGGUUGCGACGAUGAAGCACACCGCUCCCUGCAAUGGCUCCGUGGACCGCACAAAAACGUGGAGCUGGAGCUCGACACGAUCCGUUCGAACGUACGCACAACGCGUAUGAAUCUGCUGAAUCGCAUUGGUUCUUCGACGACGGGCAACGGGGCCGUGGGAACCGGAACCGGAACAACAACCGACCAGUCAGUACCGAUCGGAGAUCAUCGACGAGGACUUCGGUACUAUAUCGAGAUGAUCUCGUUUGAAGCGAUCGUCUCCAACGUCAAAUCGGUGCUCCGUAACGCUCGCCUAGUCAAGCCGAUCCUUAUCACGUGUGGCUUGAUGAUCUUCCAGCGGUUCACCGGUGCCAGCUCCUUCAACUUCUACGCCGUCACGAUCUUCCGCAAGACGUUCGCCGGCAUGAACCCACACGGGGCAGCCAUUGCCGUCGGAUUUGUGCAGUUGUUAGCUUCGAUGCUUUCCGGUCUGCUCAUCGAUACAGUGGGUCGCAUUCCGCUGUUGAUCGUCAGCAGCAUCUUCAUGUCACUCGCGCUGGCCGGGUUCGGUUCGUGCGUGUACUACGGAGAAGCUAACAAAAUGCUCAUUGCCGGUGGGGCCACGAUUUCGGAUGUGGGCAUGGCAUCGGGCCAGAACGACUGGAUCCCACUGCUCUGUGUGCUCGUCUUUACGGUGGCCUUUGCGCUGGGAAUAUCGCCCAUUUCGUGGCUGCUUGUGGGAGAACUUUUCCCCCUGGAAUACCGAGCCGUGGGCAGCUCCAUCGCUACCAGCUUCAGCUACUUCUGCGCCUUUCUCAGCGUCAAAACGUUCGUGGACUUCCAGAGUUUCCUAGGCCUUCACGGUACAUUCUGGCUGUACGCGUGCAUAUCCUGUGUGGGGCUGUUCUUCGUCAUCAUGGUCGUGCCGGAAACCAAGGGCCGCGAUCUGGAGGAGAUGGACCCGCGUUACGUGCGAACGUUGACGAUCAAUCGAUGA